AUGGCAAACCAAUAUACUGUCAACACCCCCCUUCACGAAACCGGCAAUGAAGACAGCGCCUACCGAAUCACCAACCUCCCCAACCAAGAACAACGUCCCUACCUCCAAAACACCAUCCAUCACUCCGACCGCGUCGUCAAAAGCCAACUCCAGCACGUCAUUCACGGUAAACUUAAUCCUGGCGACCAUGUCUCCGACAAUGCAACUCCCACAGUCGCCAAGUUCGAGUUCCUCGGACAAACGGUCGAUCGUCGGUUCAAGUACGCGCGGAUCAAAUGGGAAACUGUAUACGCUGAUGGCGAUGGCAAUGAUGAGGACACCGAUGCACCCGAAGUGAGAAAAGUUUCACUGGAUGGACAAUAUGUUAUCCAUGAGUCCGUGCUUUCGGUUAGUAAGGAGGUCCAUGGUGAUGCUGGAGUACAAGGGUGUUGUGGGGUUGCUAUGGCGAGUGCUGGAACUGGGUGGUCGCGGCCACAGACUGCAGAGGUGAAGGAUCACAUUUCGAUCUUUGGGAUGAGUGUCUUUACGAACCAAUUGUGCGGGGAGCCGAAUGGCGCUCAGUAG
Aspergillus welwitschiae is the source of this 564-nucleotide messenger RNA. RefSeq lists its product as uncharacterized. Bases 1 to 564 code for a protein of 187 amino acids. Lineage: Eukaryota; Fungi; Ascomycota; Eurotiomycetes; Eurotiales; Aspergillaceae. The transcript has a single exon. The record is from RefSeq and is a predicted model, not a curated record.